AUGACAAAAAUUAUCCUAGGAGAAAUAAACAUUGAGCCACUAAUUUCUACUCGUGAUUUCUUAGCUGAAGCUUUACAAAAAGCUCAAAAUAAAUUUGAAGUUGCCGGAGCCAUUCAAGCUUUUGAAGUUUGUUAUGAGUUAACCUGGAAAACUUUGAAAAAAGUUCUGAAUUUUCAAG
Messenger RNA from Racocetra persica, 178 nucleotides. Lineage: Eukaryota; Fungi; Glomeromycota; Glomeromycetes; Diversisporales; Gigasporaceae. The record is from the annotation of a GenBank genome assembly.